Messenger RNA from Phasianus colchicus (ring-necked pheasant), 2927 nucleotides. RefSeq names its product zinc finger protein 410 (gene ZNF410). Gene Ontology annotation, molecular function: transcription coregulator activity. Gene Ontology annotation, cellular component: nucleus. Gene Ontology annotation, biological process: regulation of transcription by RNA polymerase II. The record is from RefSeq and is a predicted model, not a curated record. Lineage: Eukaryota; Metazoa; Chordata; Aves; Galliformes; Phasianidae.
UCCGUGCCCGGCGGCCUCAGCCCUGAGGCGCUGCGUGGCUCGGCAGCCGCGAAACCCCCCGGUAUUCCCCGGUGCGCGUGGGGAAACACACCGCGUUUCCUCGAACCCGUCCGAGCGGCCCCGUCGGACUUCCCCGGGCAAGCGAGGCCGGGAGCAGCCGGACCUCCCGGCCCGAAAGGCGCCGUGGAGGGGCAGUCCCGCUCCCACGCGUCUAUCUCCUUAUUUUAAUGCCUGCUCAACUGGUCCGCCUCGCUGAGUCAAAGGGCUCCUGAGGUCACCGAGCGUCUCAAUGUAACUGCGCCCGCAGCUCGGUGCUCUGCGCUUACGGAAGUGACAUGGGGAGACAGUGCCGCGCGGGGCCGCCGUGCCGGGACGGAGCCCGGCGAAACGCGAUGGAAGCUCAGCCCGAGCCGGCCGUACCGCCGGGAGGCCCCGGGGAAGGCGGCGCUGCGGUUCGGAUGCGGCGCUCCUCCCUGCGCUCACCAUAGAGCUGCGGGCGGCGCCCUCCUCAGCGUCGGCAUUUCCGGGCGGCGCCGCGUCACGUCCGGGCGGCGGAGAUGCCGGUUAAACCAAAUAUUUGCGCAACACAACUUUGUGCAGGAGGACCAUCGCUUUGUUUUAUACUUCAGAAAAUAUAAGAAUGAGUCGAGUGUUGUUCUCUCUGAAUUAAAAGUAUAUAUCUGUGCCUUGCUGAGGACAGCUGCAGGAAUCAAACACUUGAAUCAAUGUUAUCGGAUGAGUUAGAAUCCAAACCAGAGCUGCUGGUUCAGUUUGUUCAGAAUACUUCUAUUCCACUAGCUCAAGGGCUGGUGGAAUCAGAGCCAAAAGACAUCACCUGUCUUUCUCUCCUUCCUGUUACUGAGACCUCAGAAUGCAACAGACUCAUGUUACCAGAUGAUGAAAGAGAUCUCACUUCUCCAAGUCACGCUAAUUCUUCCAAAGAUGUCUCUUCAUCUGCUGUGUUGAGGAGCCUCCAGGUAAAUGUGGGCCCUGAUGGAGAGGAAACAAGGGUACAGAAUGUACAGAAACCAUCUGAACUUCUGUCAUCUCCAGAGACUUCCAGUUUAUUGCAAGACCUGCAGCCCAGUGACAGCACUUCAUUUAUUCUUCUCAACCUAACAAGAGCAGGGCUGGGCUCUCCAGCAGAGCACUUGGUGUUUGUUCAAGAUGAAGCAGAAGAUUCUGGGAAUGACUUUCUCUCUCACGAUAGCACAGACAGCAGUACUCCAUGGUUCCUGCGGGUGCAAGAAUUGGCCCAUGACAGUUUGAUUGCUGCAACUCGAGCACAGCUCGCUAAGAAUGCCAAAGCAAGCAAUAAUGGUGAAAAUGUUCAUCUUUGCUCAGGAGAUGGGCAACCGAAAGACUCAAGCCCCAUUCCUCACUUAUCUCGUGUGGAAAGGAAGUUGAAAUGCACAGUUGAAGGCUGCGAUCGGACGUUUGUGUGGCCAGCUCACUUCAAAUAUCAUCUGAAAACACAUCGGAAUGAUCGUUCCUUCACCUGCCCAGCAGAAGGCUGUGGAAAAAGUUUUUAUGUCUUGCAGAGGCUGAAGGUGCACAUGAGAACUCACAAUGGUGAAAAACCCUUUGUUUGUACAGAGCUGGGUUGUGGGAAACAAUUUACAACAGCUGGAAAUCUGAAGAACCACCUACGAAUUCACACUGGGGAAAAACCCUUUCUGUGUGAAGCACAGGGAUGUGGUCGCUCCUUUGCUGAGUACUCCAGCCUUCGAAAACAUUUAGUUGUCCACUCAGGAGUGAAGCCCCAUCAGUGCCAAAUUUGUGGGAAGACAUUUUCCCAGAGUGGUAGCAGAAAUGUGCAUAUGAGGAAACACCAUUCCCGAAUUGGAACAGGUGGCAGCAGAGAGCAAGAACAACCAGAAUCGUUGAUGGGCAGUAGUUUGCUGGAAGAAUCUACAGUGCAUAGUAAGAAUCUCAUCUCUGUGAACUCUCAGCCCAGCCUUGGUGUGGAGUCUCUACAUCUGCCAGAUACUGAGUCUAUUAUCGGAGUAGAGGAGGGUGAGACUGGCUGCUCUUUCUUCCGCCCUCUUAUAUGUAGUGACUGAAGUGGGAUUGAUUGCUCCUCCUAGAGACUCACCAUGUUGCAGUGGGAUGAGUAAACGUUGCUUUAACUGUGCACAGAGCAAGUUGGGUAGAUGGCAAACAAAUGAUAACGCUGGAGCUGGAGAAGACAUACUGGACCAAGUUUCUCUCUGCAGAGCUCAAAAUGUGGUCUACUGCUUAAAUGUCAUUUAGCCCAUGUCGUGGAACACCAUUUCAAAACUGUUCAUGCAGUCCAUUCUCCUAAAGCCUAAAGCACUUGUUACAUUGGAGCACUUAGAAGUUCCAGUUAAGGACCAGGAUCUCAUUGUGUUAGGCACUGUACUGAAUGUACAAACAUUCAGUAUCUUGAGCAACAGGCCUUUCAUCCUUUACCUUCAGAGACUAUAUUCUAAUACAUCUCACUAUCAGGAGCUGACUUAAUAUCUGAAAUAAAUGUACUACUUGGUAUCAUUUAAUUACAACUGCUGUGUUCUUUUCCAGUUGCUUCUUUUCUGAAAAUUUCUUUGAUAUAUUAAGCUCUAUAAAUUACUCUACUAUGUAGAUAUUUUGAAUUUUUGUUAAGAUAAAGUCAUUUUCUUCAUUCAUUCUUCACAUUCUGUCAUUCUGUGAUUCAGAAUUAGCAUUAUUAAGGAAGCAGAAUUUUGCUAAGAUACUCUGCAUUUGUUAUGGCUCCUGUGUGAAGACAAUGAAUUUAUAUUGCUCCCCAGCUAAUGUAAAUGUAGUGCUGCUGCUGGUAAAGGUAUUACAAUUUGGAGGUUCUUGCAGAAGCAAGAAGGUGAAUUUCAGUCUAGGGGACAGCACUCAGCAGAUGCAAUGUUUAGAAUGCUCAACUGAAAAAAGAGGGGGAAAAAAAAAACACAAGAAAA